AAUAUGUAAUAAUUAAUGUAUAAACUUAUUUUGUUAGCCAUUUUGAAUGUACAGGUGCAACAGAGCUGGAAAGAAGGUGAAGUUGGAAAAGAAGAACACAAUGCUGAAGACUGGGCAUUGGCAAAAGUUCCCCUAGUUCUUGUUCCCAUUGCAAAUGGAAUAGAUGAUGUAGAAGCUGUUAUAGUUACUGUUAUAGUUACAGAUGUUCUGAGGAGAGCAAAAGCAAAUGUCAUUGUUGCUUCUGUAGAAGACAAUCUGCAAAUUGUGGCUGCAAGAGGAACAAAAAUUGUUGCUGAUAAGCUAAUUGAAGAAGUCAUUCAAUCAAAUUAUGAUUUGAUCCUUUUGCCGGGUGGUCUGCAUGGAGCUGAAAGAUUAGGUUCGUGCGAACACCUGGUCAAAUUGCUUAGAGAGCAAGCAAAAUCAAACAAAGUUUAUGGAGCUAUAUGUGCAUCAGCAGUAAUGCUGGACAACAAGGGUUUGUUAAAGGGUAAAAAAGCUACAUCUCAUCCACACCAUUCAAGCAGACUCUCAGACCAGAGUGCAGUGAAUGUAAGAGUUGUAGUUGAUGGAAAGGUGAUUACAAACAUGGGCGUAGGAGCUACCAUGGAAUUUGCAAUGACUAUUGUUGAGAAGGUCUUUGGGUUUGAAACAACCAAUCUUAUUGCUAAAGCCUUGGUUUUCUCAUAGGCUGAUGGAACUAUCACUUGUAUGGCUUCAACAAUAACUCAUCAAAAUAAUAUUUUAUGAGAUGAGAAAAAAUCAAUGCUUAAAAUAUUAACCUUUGAAUUAUCAGCCAUGUAUAUGUGCCAGAAUUCUUUGUUAAAUAGCUUUGGAAAUCACAGUGUGCUAUUCUCUUCA
Messenger RNA from Cryptomeria japonica (Japanese cedar), 858 nucleotides. Its product is annotated as protein DJ-1 homolog A. Gene Ontology annotation, biological process: protein deglycation, glyoxal removal; guanine deglycation, glyoxal removal. NCBI's taxonomy places the organism in Eukaryota, Viridiplantae, Streptophyta, Pinopsida, Cupressales, Cupressaceae. The record is from RefSeq and is a predicted model, not a curated record. Gene Ontology annotation, molecular function: protein deglycase activity. The transcript has 4 exons. The coding region runs from base 16 to 687 and encodes 223 amino acids. Gene Ontology annotation, cellular component: nucleus; cytosol.